ACAUCUGGCGCUCAGAGAGCGCCAUCUAGGAGCGCCUGGGCGCUGGGCCGACUCCUGUCCGGGUUGGGCGGGGGACAUUGGGGUUUCCAACCUGAGUUUGGAACUAGCCAGCCCGAGGGUGUCCCCUUUGUCUCCCCUUUGCGGAGGGGGGACUGCGGGAGGGAAGGGGGACAACUUCAGCCCGAGGCAGGGAGGAAAAGGCAGAAACUAACUUUCUAACUUCUGUUUGCCUGUCUGUAAAAUAGGCAGAGCAAUGGUAAACUUGUUCCCUAAAGUUGUGAGGAUUAAGACAGUUCGUUUACAGAGCAGUUCUUGGCUUACGGGUGGUGCUCAGUGUAAGCUUGUAUUAUCGUUUGUCGGAUGGGGAGCGUGAGUUUCCGGAACAGAAGGAAGGUUGGCACAGGUAGGAUCUGACCCAGGCAGUCUGCCUCCGGGACUGGAGGUGUGGUUAGGUUCUGUGGGACCACUGACUUGGAAUCCAGGAUUUUUCAAGUACUGUCUGAAACACUCCUCCCCCAACAUCCUAUUCUCCCAUUUUGAAGAAACUAAGGUUCAGAGAGGUUGAGUGACAGGCUUCAGGUCACACAGCCUUUUUUAGGAGACCGUGCAGGGACAUUUUGCACCUUGGGUUUCUCAAUUCCAGCGCCUUGACUGCCAGGUUACCCUCGUCCCCUGCCUGCUUUGGCUUUUGCUACUGUGGGGGCAAAAGACCCUGGACCUUGGGCUUCUGCCUCACUUGGGGCCCGAGGGACAUGAGCAUCGGUGGCCAAGGACACAGGGCAAGAGGGCAAGUGAGCUUUGAACUCCAGUUGUGUACCCAACCCAGAUAGGGAAGGUGGGCAAAUCAUGCCUGUUAUACAGAUGAGGAAACUGAGGUGCAGAGAGGUGCAGAGAAGAAACACCUUGUGCCCACAGUCCCUCAGCCAUCGAAAGAGUGGGGCUUCACCACAUACAAGUUCCCUCUUCCUCCGGAUCACCUGGCUGCCCACCUUUCAAGGCUUUAAGAGCUGCUUUGGGGUUUGUUUUUUUAAACUAUGUGACCUCUCUUUGGCACCACCUUCAGGCAGAUGUUUCAGGAGAGGGGUUUGAAGUGAAAAGAGGACUGAUGCUGAGGUUGGGGUGUCCACACAGAGGAGACCAAGAACCAUGCUUGGGGGUCAGAGCUUCACUCUUCAGGAGGCUUGAGUCCCAACUUGGGUGCCAAUUUGCCCAAUUUGCCGCUGUAACCUCAGCCAAGUUCCCUCCCGGUUCUGGCCUUUACCUGCUGUGCUGUGAAAAGGAUGUGUUUCCCGUGUCCAGGUAACGUCUCAGGUCAGAAGUUGGAAGUGCUUGGGAGAUGAACAGCGGUGAGAUAGUAUUCAGGCGAGGCGAACACUGUGCAGCCCCCAACCUAUAGAGAAGGGGAAGCCCAGGGAGGUUACAAGAUCUAUCGGAUACCCCCUGAAAGGUUUUUACUCACAGCACUUCCGACACCAAAUGAGUGGGUUUUUUUUUUCCCCCCACACUAACCAGUUUUCCAACUGCAGACACCAACUGGGUAUCCUACAAUUCAAUUCUGACACUCUACCUGGAGUUAGCACGGACCACACAGGUGAAGAGUUCAAAACUGCCCCACUUCAGAUGCCGAUCACAGGUCCCAGGUUGCCACCUGUGCUGCUUUUUAUUAAAAAAAUUAUUUAAUUUAUUUUUGGCCCUGGGCGGCAUGGGCAUGCAGGGAUUAGUUCCCCCACCAGGGAUCGAACCCGUGACCCCUGCAGUGAAAGCGCCGAGUCUUAACCACUCCGCGGGAAUUCCGCCCCCCACCCCCACCCCGGUACUUCUUAAAGACUGGCUAUAAACCUGAGGGUUCCCACCAACCCCUCCUUAGGUUCAAUAAUUUGCUAUAACAGCUCACAGAGCCCAGGAAAGCACUUGACUCACUCUUUCCAGUUUAUUUUAAAGAAUACAACUUAGGGGCAACCAAAUGGAAGAGAUACAUAGGGCAAGGUAUGGGGGAAGGGCAAAUGGGGGAAGGGCAAGGAACUUCCAUGCCCUCUCUGGGCACCUCAUCUUCCCAGCACCCCAUGAGUUCACCAAUGCUUGGGCAGGAUUGAUGAAAUCCCUGGCGUUUGGUGAUUAACUCAAUAUCCAGCCCGUCUCCCUUCCCAGGAGGUCUGGGAGGUGCGGCAGAAAGUUACAACCCUCUGAUCAUGCCUUGGUCUUUUUGGAGACCAGCCCCCAUCCUGAAGCUAUCUAAGGGCCCUGGCUGCACCACUCCGGAGUUUACAGACGUUUUAGGAGCUGUGUGCUAGGAACCAGGGACAAAGAUCCUGCUAAAUGAUUGCAGCACGGGGGCUCAAACCCAAGCCUUUUACCUGCCUAAAAGGAGCCUUGGGGCUAGGUGGAGGCCCUGUCUUUUCACUAGCAUGUGACCUGAAGGGCUUUUUGGAAACCAUAGAUCUGGCCCCUACUUGCCACUUUUCUGGAAAAAAGGCCGUGACUGCACCUGGCCCUGGGCAGGUCAGUGUCUCUUUCCAGGCAGCUCCCCACCGGAACUAUUUCCUGUCCUUCUGGCCUCGGGACCUUGGCACAGCUGCAAGCCUGAUACCCCUCUUCCCUCAGCCACCCAGCUGAGCUUCACCUCUCAAGCUCUGCUGCAGAUGCCCUUAUUGGGCUCCAUCAGUGCUCUGUGCUUCCACUAUUAUUGCCCUGAUCACCCUGGAUUUGUGUUUGGCUCACUCAGGUCAUGAAUGGGAACUGUCCUGGUCACUGCUGAAACAAAGGACAUAAGUCUUGUCCAACUCCCAUAUCCCUAGUUUUGCCCAAAGCCACACCCACAGGGUGGAGAAGACAGAGGAUCUUUGCAGAGGGAGGCUGGGCGUCCCUGUUGGCCUCUUGCUCUGAUGCCCCCCAGUGGCUUCCCAGGGAGGCCAGGCAGAGGCCUCUGGGCCAGGCUGUGUGGCUUUGGCAGGACACUGCUGAGCUGAGGCCAAAGAGUGUGUCAGCCGUGGCCCAGCCAGCAGUGAUUCACACGAGGCCUUGGCCCAGCCCCGGGAGGUGACAGGGGAUGGUGGCCUCACUUCCCCUUCCAGGACUGUGGCUCAGGGUCAGUGCCCAUUUUUGCCAGGCAGUGGGAAGAUCCCAAGGGGCCCUGGGCCUGGCACUACCCUAAGGAGCCCCCAUCCUCAAAGCCAGACACUCUAAACCCUUUAGGAUAUAAGUCAGAGCACAAGAGCCAUGGCUUACCCCUCACCUUCUCGACAAAACCCAAACUCCUAUAUAGUCCUCUCUGAAGCCUUACCUAUACAGUCACCCUCCCUGCCCUCUUCUCCCUCUCUCCAAUGACUUUAGCCUCCUCCAUAUUCCCUAAACAUGCCCAGCUUGUUCCCACCACAGGGCCUUUGCACAUGCUUUGCUGCCCACCUGGGAUGCCCUUCCCACAGCACACCCACAGCGAACUCUUUUUCUCUCUCUGUGGGGCUCAGCCCAUCCCACCCCCACUUUGGUUCCGUUGUAACAGUUUCACACCCCUAGAUUAUUUGAGUUGUUUGUGUCCCCAGGUCCAGAUCAGGUCCCAGCACAAAGUAAGUGCUCAGCAAAGACCCAAGGGAUGAGACUGAGGCCACCUCCAGACACAUGGAGGGGGAGAUUUUGGGGUCCCCUCUGUGCUCAGAGCCCUAACUUUCUACUCAGGAUGGGCAGGCAAGAUGUAGCAAUCACCAUGCCCUCAACCCUGACCCGGACCUGGGUCCUGCCCCCUCCCCCACCCUACUGAGUCAGCCUUCUAAUACCCCCUCCCCCCAGGAGAUGGGAUUGGCCAGGAACCUGGCUGUGAGUCACAAAGCCACUGUGGCACCAGUGCCCCAAGGCCGGCCAUCCGCCUGGUGGGUUCAGCUUCAAAGGCAGGUCUGUGACCCUCCAAGGUAUGAAGUCUGACUGGUCCAGCCAGAAGAGGGUACUUCUGCAAAGCAGAGCUGAGCCGCCUAGGAACCAAAGCAAGGCAGCAAGCGACACAGCUACAGGUGUCACCCAGUGGGCAGAGCUCCUAUCAGCCGUCCCCAACCUUCAAGACAAAGUGGGGACACUGCGUCUGCAGCUACAGGUGUCACCCAGUGGGAAGAGCUCCUAUCAGCCCGUCCCCAAUCUCCAAGGCAAAGCAGGGACACUGCAUCCACGGCCCCGGCAUGAGCCGCCUGCAUCCAAGGAGACCCUUGUGCAACAGCCAGACAAGGACGAGACGGUGGCUCAUCAUGUCCCAUGCCUCCGGGCUGCGGUGGAGAGCCAGACCUUCAAGAAUAUCCUGGUGGACGAAAUGGACAUGAUGCUGUCCCACGCAGCCACCCUCAUCCAAGCCAACUGGAGGGGCUACCGGCUCCGGCAGAAGGUAAUCUCUCAGGUGAUGGUGACCAAGGCCAUCCAGGAGGCCUGGCGACGCUUCAGCACCAGGUGCCUCCUCCAGCCUGGCAAGACGGUGGAGAAAAAAGCGAAGGUGGAGGAGAGGGACAUCCCUUACCACUCGCCCCGGCAGGUGCGGUUCCAGCAUCUGGAAGAGGGCAAGUCCCUUCUGGCCCAGCCCACCAUGGUGAGCAAGGAGACCCAGUUUCCUUCCUCCAACGGCCUGUCCGCUUGUACCCACCAGCUGGCCUUGCUGCAGUCCCAGGGCAUGUCACAGCCAGGUACGUGCUCUGUCGGAGGCCCCAGCGUCGCCUUCCUUCCACACCAGACCGCUGCCAUCAGACUUCCGUGUCCUGUGAGUCCAGAGGCGAAGUGCCUCCCAUGCCUGCUGACAAGAACCAUCAGAAAUGCCUGCCUUGUCCACGGAGAGGGGGACAUGAUGAAGACCAAGCAAGUUACUGCCAGAGCUAACAAGGCAGGAGGCCCGGGGCCACCACCAUCCGGAAGAUGUGCCCAGGCAGUUCAAGGACAACUCAAGAGCCAGACCCAGGCCCACAUGGAAGCAGAGGUCCUCGAAGGGCCACCACAGACAGGCCCAGCACCCGUGAUAACCAAGACCCCAGCCCAGACGUGCCCACAAGCCACAGUGACCAAGACCCUACUCCAGUCAUGCCUAGCGGCCACGAUGAACAAAAUCCAAUCCCAGCCGUGCCCAGUGCCCGUGAUAACAAUAACCAAAACCCCACCCCAGCCCUGCCCAGCGACCCCGGUGACCAAGACCUCAGUUCAAAUGAGACCAUCAGCCUCGAUGACCAACACUUCACCCCGGACACGACCAGCAGCCAUGAUGGCCAAGACUCCACCCCAGUUAUGCCUGUUGCCCUCAACGUUCAAGUCUCCAACGCAGACACGCCCUGCAGCCACGAUGACCAAGGCCCCACCCCAGACGUGUGCAGCGCUCGUGACGGCCAAGACCCCACCCCAGGUGCGCCUGGCAGCCACGAUGACCAAGACCCCAUCUCAUCAGACACUCCAAGGCGUCUCGGUGACCAAAGGUCCUCCUGCCCAGACACGCCUGGCGGCCAUGGUAACCAAGACCCCAGCUCAGUUACGCUCAGUAGCCGCCAUCCUCAGGACCCUGUGCCUGCCCCCUCCAGCAGCUGAAAAUCUCAAACCUCCGCCUUCAGCACUGGCGGCAGCUGGAAUUCCCGACACCUCAUCCCACACAUGUCUAAGUGGACUGAAGGCCAAGGCUGUGGUGAACGCGAGGCAGGCAGCAGGGGUGACCGAGGUCUCACCCCACCCGUACUUGACUAAGGGAAAAAUGAAACGCUUCCCCCCAUCACAUCUGGGGGCUGGGGAUCCCAAGCCUACAGCCAGGCCUCCUUCGGAAGGUGAGAAAAUCAGGGACUUCUCCCAGAAACGGGUGAAAACAGAAACAGCGUCUAACAUCAGUGAGGCCGUGGAAGCGCCCGUGGUGUCGUCCUGGUCAAAAGUGGCUGAGGAUGGGAGCAAGCAGGCACACCUGAGGACGGAUGUCGUGAAGGCCCUAUCCCAGGUAUGUGAGCCUAUAGAAACAGCUGUGGCACAUCUGGGUACCUGUCUGCCUCAGGCACAACCGGCCCCGUGUUCGACCACAGGCUCGCCUCAGGCACGUCUGCCGGCCGAGCUGACCAAGCCCCCGUCCCAGGCACAUGUUUCUACCAAGCUGACCAAGGGCCCGUCCCAAGGACAUCCACCCCCUGAGCUGACCACAGCCCUAGCCCAAUCACAUCUGUCCAAGGUGCAGUCCCAGGCACAUCUGCCCACCACGCUGACCCAGGCACCGUCCCAGGCACAUCUGGCCACAGAAACGGCCAAGAGCUUCCAUGCAGCCCGCCAGGCCGCUGAGCUCAGCAGCAAGACCCAGUCCCAACCACUCCUAGUCGAGUUCAAGGCCUCCACCCAGCCCUGCCAGCACGUUGGCGCCCUGCCCCGAGCCAAGCCAGAGGACAGAUUGACCCAGCUCCUGUCCCACAUCUACGUGCAGGGCAAGGCCACCCAGGGCCCACGCCAGGGGGCCUCUGAGAGCCAGAACACGCUGGUGCCUCUGCUGGCCUCUGCUGGGCACACCACGUGCAAUGUCGAAUCCUGGGGGGACAGGGCCCAGCUGUCAACAAGCAGCCCAGCCCCACCCUGCCAGGAGGAGCUGGCAGCCUCCCAGCUCGCUUCCCUAUGUGCUGAGCUGGCUGCCCUGCUGGGCUCCCAGGAGAACCUCCGCGCCCUGCUGGCAAAAGCCCUCUCCCAGGGGAAAGUGAGGGCGGCCCUGGACCAGGCCCUAUCCAAAGAGGUCUCGGGAGCCACGAUGGCCAAGGCCCUGCCCCAGGGCAUCCUGGGCACGGCGCUGGUGAAGGUGCUGUCCUGGGGCAAGCUGGCCACCAGCCUGUCCUGCGCCCUGGCCCGGGGCGAGCUGCGGGCAGAGCUCCCUAAGGCCAUUCAGGGCAGACUGGCGGACGUGCUCAGCAAGGCCCUGAUGGAGGGGGAGCGGGCCACCUUGAACCAGGCCCUGUGUCAGGGUGAGCUGGGCGCAGUCCUCAGCCAGUCUUUUUCUCAGGUGGCCCUGAGGUCUGGAGUUGUCCUCCCCAAGGCUGCCGCGAAAACGGCGGGAAGCGGGGUGACUGUGAUGCCGACCCUGGUGGAGGUGGACUGCAGGAGGAGCCCGUCGGCUGCAUGGGGUCCCACCCUGGGCCCCAUGAGACUACAGCCCAGCAAGGGUCCUGAGGACAAUGGCGUGUCUGGCAGCCGAGCGUGGAACUCUGCUGUCCCCAGUGGAGCGGUCGGGCCCAGAGACGGCACUGCGGCCCCUGGGGGCGCGUGGGAUGUCAUGGCGGCGGUGGAUCCCAGACAGCCGGGGGAGCUGGUGACGUCGUCGGCGCAGGCUGUGGAGGAGAUAAUCGUGCAUGCGGUGGUCAUCCUCCAGGCGUGUACACGUGGCUUCCUGGUGCGCCGUACCAUCAAGGUGUGGCAUCAGUGGGCCAUCCCCAUCCAGGCUGCCUGGCGUGGCUACCGUCUACGGCGGGACCUGGCCCGGCUCUGCAGAGCCGCCACAGUCAUCCAGGCUGUGUGGCGAGGCUUCUGCAUCCGCCGGAGCUGCACCCAGCAGAUGCUGCUCCCAGGCAUGUGGGCUGAGACGGGCAGCAGGGCCAGGACCACGUCUGAUCACCGCUGCUUCCAGUCCUGCCACCCACGUGUCUGUAGUCUCUGCCAGUCACUGAGCUCUGGACUGGGGAGCCCACCCAUCGUGGUGAUGCUUGUGGGUUCCAGCUCCCGCACAUGCCACAUAUGCGGCCAUACCCUGCCCACCCGGGUGCUGCAUGGCACGGGCCAGGGUGCUGCGGGCCAGGCCGGCAUGCCACGGGGCUGCCUCACCUGGUCAAACCCCCAGAGCCCCUGGCAACCCCAUCACCAGAGCCAGAGCAAGGCAGCCACGGCCAUUCAGUCAGCCUGGAGGGGCUUCGCUGUACGCUGCCAGCUGAAGCAGCGGCGGUUAGCAGCCAAGAUGCUUCAAGCCACCUGGCGCGGCCAUUGCACCCGGGCCUCUCUCACCACGGAUGCGCUCUUGGGACCAGCGGCGUGGGACAACUCACAGCACAUGCCGUGGCUAGGUGUCUAGGACCUUGGCUUACCAGUGGGGGAACACCAGGGGAGGAGCCAUGUGGCUCUCUGGGUCUAAUGAAUAAAGCCCUCCACAGUC
Molecule: messenger RNA, 8107 nt
Organism: Orcinus orca (killer whale)
Lineage: Eukaryota; Metazoa; Chordata; Mammalia; Artiodactyla; Delphinidae
Gene: IQCN
Product: IQ motif containing N
Molecular function (GO): protein binding
Source: RefSeq, a predicted model, not a curated record